AUGUUACGAGUGGGUUGCAACGUUGUACAUGAGUUCACGAUACAAAACGUCAUGUUGUGGUUGCAGCCCAGUAGUGGACUGUUAAUGAGUGCACAAGUGGAACGGAUCCUCACGGUGAAUACUAAAGCUAGGGUAUUGGCAUUUCUGGUGGGCCCUCUGACAUGGGUGAUGCAGCUGUUGAAUUGGAUAGAGUACACUAUUUCGUCUAGUCCC
This is a messenger RNA of Dicrocoelium dendriticum, 213 nucleotides long. The record is from the annotation of a GenBank genome assembly. Lineage: Eukaryota; Metazoa; Platyhelminthes; Trematoda; Plagiorchiida; Dicrocoeliidae.